AUGAAUCGUGCACCAGAAAAUGCAGACAUUCUAGCUUUGUCGAAGAAAACUUUUGACGACCCGCUGCAAGAUCACGAAUCUUCUUUGACUGCCCUCAAGUCGGUAGCCAAUACGCUGUUGCUCAAGGAAUCGUCCCGUCAGCAGUUUGUUGACGCAGGAUAUGCUGUGAAGACUGCCGAUAGAUUAGAUGUAUUGCAGAUCCCCACUCUUCAAAGCUCUGUAGGUGACCUCUCAUAUUGUCUUCCACGCUCUUACAAUUGGCAGAACAUUGCUUUCCACGCAGCAAAAUAUUCCGGCCAGAGUUUGCAAAAGAACGAGCUUGAAAAUGGCGUACCUGUAUACUGGUCUCGAACAACCGACUACCGCGCUCUCUCCGAGACGCUGAAACUUCUGUUCAACAUCAAUCAAUUUUAUCCAGACCGUGUAAGGGCUUUUGACGGGACGUUACCAGAUGUCUUGACUAUUCUGGAUCGAGUUUACCUUCAAUCGAACCCCUUGCAACCACCUGUGACUUAUCUGGUCAAUGCUUUGCUCAAUCUUGAAUUGGCUAACACGCACGAAACUUCACUUUCGGACCCACUCUUUCCAGAUGCCGACUCCAACAGGUAUACGGAACGUCUUAUAGAUAUCCUUGAUCGGGCAAUUCAGAAUUGUACCCAGGAAACUCUAGAGGCGUGCGCCGUGCCGUUGCUUACUUUGCUGCGAAGGAUCAAUGAAAUUGCGCCUGAGAAGGUGCAGGAGAAAAUGCAAAGCAUGUUAUUGCCAUCAGAUACUGAACGUGACCAACCUCUGGGCAAGUCCGAUACGCUACCAUCAAGGUUGCUCAGGCUGUCAACCACCUUAGUUGCACCUCAAGUCAGAGAAGGCAUCACUAGUCUUCUUUUCGAGCUUUCUGAUAAGGAUCCAUCAACUUUCGUCCGAAACGUGGGUUAUGGAUACGCGGCAGGGUAUUUGAUGACUCAUAAAAUACCUCUUCCAGAAGCGUCUCUCAAAGAAGAUUUGGGAGCGAAAGUGACAAACGUCGAUGGGCAGGAGGUCAAUCCAGUCACUGGUCAGAGACGAGACAAGGAGCCACCAGACCCAGGAUUGGAUAUGACUGACGAGGAGAAGGAAAGGGAGGCUGAAAGACUUUUUGUUCUAUUUGAUAGACUAAAAGCCACUGGUGUAAUGAAUGUCACGAAUCCUGUUGAGCAUGCGGCUCGAGAGGGCAGGCUACAUCAGGUCGAGGAGGUGGAUAGUGACUGA
Bacidia gigantensis is the source of this 1245-nucleotide messenger RNA. RefSeq lists its product as uncharacterized. Lineage: Eukaryota; Fungi; Ascomycota; Lecanoromycetes; Lecanorales; Ramalinaceae. The record is from RefSeq and is a predicted model, not a curated record. Gene Ontology annotation, cellular component: cytoplasm. Gene Ontology annotation, molecular function: G-protein alpha-subunit binding; guanyl-nucleotide exchange factor activity. Bases 1 to 1245 code for a protein of 414 amino acids. The transcript has 2 exons. Gene Ontology annotation, biological process: G protein-coupled receptor signaling pathway.